AUGAAGCUGCUGAAAAAGUACAUAGAAAGGGACAAGUCUGGCUGGGUAACGCUCCUCCCUGAAGAAGACGAAGACCUUUGGCAUUGCUACAAUCUUAUUGGACCCGGCGACCAAGUCAGGGCUGGUGCGAUAAGACGUGUAGUGAAUACAUCGUCCACCGGCUCUACGGAUUCCCAGCGCGUUAAACUCACGCUGACUAUCGAGGUCGAGAAAACGUUCUUUAGUCCUUCUGCAACGUCCACCACGGAAUCCACCCCAGGCACAUCCAACCAACCACCACAGAAUGCUCAGCUUCAGUUGUCUGGACGCGUUACAAGUGAGAAUCCACACGUUAAGCUCGGUGCUUUCCAUACGCUUGAUUUGGAGUCGAUGAGGGACUUCAAACUCGGCAAGGGGCCGGAUGGUUGGGAUAGUAUCAAUCUACAGCGAGUUGAGGAGGCUAGUGCGGAAGGUGCUGGCGCAGAAGUUGCUGCUGUACUCGUUGGAGAAGGCAACGCUGCCAUUUGUUUGCUCACCAAUCAUAUGACGGUGGUUAAGCAGCGUAUUGAUGCACAGAUUCCACGUAAACGAAAAGGCAUGUCUUCAGCCCAUGAGAAGGCAACGGAAAAAUUUCAUGAACAGCUCGCAGCUGCAUUCAGUAAACAUAUCCUUCCUCUCAGUACAAACCUUCGCGUUAUUUUAUUCGCAGGUGCUUCAUUUGCCAGAGACUCCUUCGUCAAAACUCUCCUAGACAAUGCACAACACAAUGGCGACAAGAGCAUUCUGACACUUCGACCCAAGUUUUUAAAAGUUAACACUGGCUCAGCGAAUGUACAUGCUCUAAACGAGGCUCUUAAAAGUCCUGAAGUUGCAAACCAGCUGAAAGAUACUAAAUUUGCACGUGAGGGUAUGAUGCUUGAUAAGUUCAAUAAGAUGCUAAUCACUGAUGAGAACCGCGCUUGGUAUGGCCCUGACCACGUCCAGAAAGCUAUAGACAGAGGUGCAGUGGGCACACUUCUAAUCUCUGACUCACUCUUCAGAUCACAAAACGUUGCUGAAAGGAAGCGCUUCGUUAGGAUGGUUGAAGAUGUUAGGGGUUUAGGUGGUACUGAGGUGUUAAUUUUUAGUGCAAUGCACGAAUCAGGACAUAAACUUGAUCUCUUGUCGGGUAUUGCUGCACUGUUGACUUACCCACUCGACAUAGAAAUGGUGGAAUUAGAAGAAGAAAACGAGAAAGCUGAAGAUAAGCAACACUAG
This is a messenger RNA of Wallemia ichthyophaga EXF-994, 1236 nucleotides long. Its product is annotated as Protein dom34. The record is from RefSeq and is a predicted model, not a curated record. Gene Ontology annotation, biological process: nuclear-transcribed mRNA catabolic process, non-stop decay; nonfunctional rRNA decay; nuclear-transcribed mRNA catabolic process, no-go decay. The transcript has 9 exons. NCBI's taxonomy places the organism in Eukaryota, Fungi, Basidiomycota, Wallemiomycetes, Wallemiales, Wallemiaceae. Gene Ontology annotation, cellular component: cytoplasm. The coding region runs from base 1 to 1236 and encodes 411 amino acids.